Zophobas morio is the source of this 737-nucleotide messenger RNA. RefSeq names its product large ribosomal subunit protein bL32m (gene mRpL32). Gene Ontology annotation, biological process: translation. Gene Ontology annotation, cellular component: mitochondrial large ribosomal subunit. The record is from RefSeq and is a predicted model, not a curated record. Gene Ontology annotation, molecular function: structural constituent of ribosome. The transcript has 3 exons. Lineage: Eukaryota; Metazoa; Arthropoda; Insecta; Coleoptera; Tenebrionidae. The coding region runs from base 1 to 597 and encodes 198 amino acids.
AUGGCCGGUUCGCUCCUAAUCCGCAUUAAUGUCGCAAUCCAACGCCUGGAACUGGCCAUCGCCUCCGUCUUCACCAGAAGAUUUCCUCCAGAUGGGUUUUGCCUCGCUGGAGUCGACGUCCAGGAACGGCUGCACCAAAAGCCGGCCUUCUCGUUGAAGGAUAUCGUAGGCGAUGGGUUCGUGUGGGCCGUGCCCACGGCUAGAAGGACUAUUGAGAGGCGGAUGAAAAGAAGGUUCGGACAUCCAGAUUACAUUUGGAAAAUGCUCAAGCCAAAGACCAACCUCAGAACUUGUAAUGUUUGCGGGGAUGAUCACCUGCCGGGAGUUUUGUGUCCUACCUGUUAUAAAAAAGUAAUUGAAGAAACCAAAGUAAUGCAAGAUGCUAUCCAACAAGAACUACAAUUAUCUCCUGUAGAAAAGGAAGUGGUUGUACUGUAUGAGGGAGAAAAAGAUGGCAAACCUGAAGAAUUUUUCGAAGGAAAACGAAUUGUGGAAAUACCAAAACCUAGGCCUGCAUGGUUUAGCAAAAAUCUUCUUCAACAAACAACACAGCAGCCAGCGACGACCAGUGAUGUAAAACCAUCAGAUUUAGGUUAAUUGUAGAAAAUAAUACAUAUUACAUGUUAAGACUCUCACUCUUAAAAAAUGGACUAAAUCCAGUAUGUUAAGCGUUAAUUCCCACAAAUGUCACAUUGUCCCUGAUAAUAAAAAUUCCGAGAGUGGAUUUCUUUAGAGAU